AUGGAUAGAAGGCACCCAUUGUGGAUGCAGCCUAUCAUCGCCUAUCUGAAAGAUCAAUCAUUGCCUGCCUCUAAAAGCGAGGCGGGGAAGUUAAAAAGAAGGACUGCACAUUUCGUCUUGCAAGAAGAUACCCUUUACAAGAGAGGCUUAGCCUCGCCACUUCUCCGAUGCGUGGGAGGUGAAGAGGCCACAUAUAUACUCUGGGAAACCCAUGAGGGAAUCUGCGGAAAUCACUUCGGAGGAAUAGCUCUGGUACACAAGGUUCUCCGUCAAGUGUCCGAUAAUGAAAGACAGUUCGACAACAAGAAGAUGCGAGAAUUGUGCGAUGAGCUAGGCAUUAAGAAGGACUUCUCAACGCCUCAUCACCCUCAGGCAAAGGGACAAGUUGAGGCAGUGAACAAGAUCAUCAAGCACACCCUUAAAAGGAAGCUUGACACCUCAAAAGGGGCUUAG
Messenger RNA from Olea europaea var. sylvestris, 453 nucleotides. RefSeq lists its product as uncharacterized. Bases 1 to 453 code for a protein of 150 amino acids. The record is from RefSeq and is a predicted model, not a curated record. The transcript has 2 exons. Gene Ontology annotation, molecular function: nucleic acid binding. NCBI's taxonomy places the organism in Eukaryota, Viridiplantae, Streptophyta, Magnoliopsida, Lamiales, Oleaceae. Gene Ontology annotation, biological process: DNA integration.